AAAGUCCAUGCCAUCUGCCUCCUCCUCCUCAAAUCCGGUAUCCGAUGCCCUUACAAGUUUAACACGAGCUGCCUCUGUAGCGUUCAAUGCAGUACAAGAGCAAGCUCAGACAGACGUCGCACAAGCGCGAGCCGAACGCGAUGAUGCACUCAGGGUUGCACAAGAAGCUAGGCUAGACGCCAAGGACCUGGAACUGCGAGAGGAGGGUUGGAGAGCCGCGCUAGACAAGUCUGACAUGACGAUCAAGCACCAAGCGGACACGAUCGCACAGUUGCGAAACGAAGUGGACCAAUGGAAGACGCAGCUCACACGUCUGGAAGAGUCUUCGCGGCAAGAGAUUGAUGACUGGAAGGAGCAAUAUCGCAGGGCAGAGCACGAACGAACCCGUCUCUCAGCCCGCAUUGAUGAGCUGAUCACUGGCCAACUAGCGUGGAAUGCUGCCGCACAAGUUUACACCACUCCAUACGCCCCCCGAAUCGCAUAUACCGACAUCGCAGAAGCCUCUACAUCAUCGUCCGGCCCCAGGAGGGCGUCAACAGUAUCCCACUCGCGCAGGCCGGUGGGCACCCCGCACGGAGGCGGCCGUGCACACCCAGACACCGACGGGGCUCCUUCCACCUCGCGCAAGCCCAGAGUAGCGGGCAGAGCGCAUGCAGAGCGUGACCCCCAAUCCAGGUCUCGCGGGGGCUCUCCUACACGCCUGAUCACAGGUCGGCGCAAGGAGCAGGUCACCGUAGAGGUCCCGAGGGCUAGCGGCAGCAGAACCGCCCCCCGCACAUCAAUUGUGCAACAUCCUUCGCCUCCGAGCCGGGAUUCCCAGGUCUUUUCCGCACCGCGGCAGCAGGUCAUUCGCCGUGUCACUGCGUUUGUCGACGUGAAGGAAGAAGAGUCAGACGGCGGGCUCGACGAUCAGGGAUCGGCACGCUCGGGCUCGGUGUAUGAGCCUGAUGACGUCCCGCCAAUUCCGCCAAGCGGUAGACGGCAACGUGCCUCACAACCGACAGUCCGGAGGAAGAAAGUCCUGCCGGACUGGGACGAGGAUGAACAGACACCAGACGUCGGAGACGAUGCUAGCCAGUUUGAGGAAGACCCCGAGCCCGAGGACGAGGAGGAAGACGACGAGCUCUUGCUAGGCCCUAAGAAGAGCAAGCCGUCGGCUACCAACGCAAAGCAGCCGCGUGUACAUGGUGCAGCCAAAGGGCAAGGGGCAGCAAAGAACCUGAAGCGCAAGCUUGACGCAAAUACGAGUGUCUCUUCUGGAAGGGCGAGUGCUGCGAAGACAGCUAAGACUCGUUGACCGGCUCCUUGCGUUCGCCUCCCAGGACUCUGGAUAUUG
Trametes versicolor FP-101664 SS1 is the source of this 1336-nucleotide messenger RNA. RefSeq lists its product as uncharacterized. The transcript has 6 exons. Lineage: Eukaryota; Fungi; Basidiomycota; Agaricomycetes; Polyporales; Polyporaceae. The record is from RefSeq and is a predicted model, not a curated record. Bases 8 to 1297 code for a protein of 429 amino acids.